Messenger RNA from Nylanderia fulva, 5100 nucleotides. RefSeq names its product microsomal triacylglycerol transfer protein (gene Mtp). Gene Ontology annotation, molecular function: lipid binding. Gene Ontology annotation, biological process: lipoprotein metabolic process; lipid transport. NCBI's taxonomy places the organism in Eukaryota, Metazoa, Arthropoda, Insecta, Hymenoptera, Formicidae. The record is from RefSeq and is a predicted model, not a curated record. Gene Ontology annotation, cellular component: endoplasmic reticulum; Golgi apparatus; basolateral plasma membrane.
AUUCACUGCGAACGGACGGGAUCACCCGGAUCCCGUUCUGCGACAGUAGUCGCUUUCGGUCUCACGACAGUUUGCCUCGUGGAUCCAUCACGUGUAUUAUGUACCUCGUUCUUGUGCGUGACAUUUCGUCGAACGGUUCCGUGUUCACGUGUCACGAAUUUACUCGACGAUUUCUGACCGGAAACUAUGUAUACUUUAACAGAAUAUUACCCACUUUAAGCUUGCACACGUCAGUAGACAUCGACGUGCCUAACGACUAUUUCAUCAUUUAAUCUUUAAAUGUCAAUGUUUUCAAUUCGUCGUGUCAACCUUUUAACUUUCUCGAAUUGUUUUGCAAUUUUGUUAGCGCUCUUUACGUCCGUUAACAAACAAACAAGCUUUUUCAUCAAACAGUGAUCAAGUGUCUCAAAAACAAGAUCUCUAGGAUUGAACUUGUAAAUCCCACUUAAAAAGGAACGAGGGAAGGAGAGCUGACAGGACGAGGCGAGGCGAGGUUCGCGACACUACGGCGGUCGCAGUGCGAAACGACAGCAGGAGCGAGGAAAGGAUGGCCGAACGUCUUCUUCAGGGCACGCCAGUCAGGAUGCUCGCCGUCUGCAUGGUCUACCUUUUCACGCUCCUCGGUUCGUACUGUCAGAUGGCACCAGCCGUAGCCGGUGCCACCAGAGGCUGGGAAGCAGGAAGCGGCCACAAAUACAGAUUAACGAACACCCUGAUCUUCAGGGAGGCCGGGUCACCGAAAUCCGGAGGUGAUGUAGGCUUUCAGUUGACCAGCGAGCUGGAUGUCACCGCUGUCUGGCAAGAUUCUAAUGAUCCUAAUAGCUUUUUGCUUAAAUUCAAGCUAUUAUCGCCGCAGUUAUGGAUCAAAUCGCGUCGAGCUCCGGAGCCGGAGGGCUUCGUGGAGCAUUCGUCCAAGAUAGAGCGGGUCGCCGAAAAGCCCUUCUUCGUCCUAUGGCGAUACGGCGACGUCGAGGCGAUUUACGUGGACUCAGCCGAGAACGCGUCUUCUGCGAAUUUAAAACGCGGCCUGGCGAGUCUCUUUCAGUAUCGAACCCUCGACGACGAGGUGCGUCAACGUGACGCUUCCGGCGUCUGCGACGUCGUCUACGUCUCCACCGGAGAGAACCUCAUCGAGAAACGAAAGACUGCUUGCACGUACGACACAUUACCGCCGCCGAGGCGACACCCGAACCCGGUGUUCGCCGUCAAGCUCGAAAGUUAUCGCAAUACCAAGUACGCGCUUACGCAAUCGCUGCUGCCGGAACGCGUGACGGACUACGAGGGACAUAAGAUGACCUUGGCGGCCAAGAUAGAUGUCGGCACGAACGUCGUGUCGGAAAGAACGUUGGAACAGAUGUCGGGGAUCCUGGACGUGAACGUCGUCCAAGCGGAUUCCGCGAGGCACGCGGUGAUGGUCCUCGAGCCUGGAUACAAAGAGACCAGUCUCGAGCUACAACCGGAGCCCGUCACGUGUCCUGACACCGGAUGUCCUACGAUCGAACAAACGAUCGAGGAAAAUCGCGAGGCGCUUCUCCCUUCUGCGCUAGGUACAGCGAAAUCAGCAUCGGCCUUCCUCAAGCUUCUUCCUCUAAUCAAGAACGCCUUACCAGAGGACCUACACAAGAUCCUAAAGACGCCGCGCUAUCGUCGAAUGAAGAUGCAACUCCUAGACGUAUUCGGCUCCGCGUCUACGUUGCCCGCUCAUCAAGCUGCCAUGAAGAUCCUGCGGCAGGACGAGCACGGCGACGAGACCGAGAGGUACCUGUGGGCCCUGUCUCUCUCGCCGACACCGAGUGUCGACAUCGCCAAGGAGAUUCUCCGACGCUCCGAGGAGACGAUGCAGAACGACAAGGUAGCCGAGACCUACGCGCUCGCUGCUGGCGCGAUGGCGCGACAUUCUGGCUCGCCUGCGCUGAUAAAGAACGCGAGGAUCAGCUUGGAACUGGGUCUGGAGACUUGCAGCGACGAGGAGUGCAAGCUCAAAUUUUUGCGGGCUCUGCGAAACCUGAAGAGCCCAGUGGCGAUUCCCACGUUGUUGUCGCACGCGUUCAGCGACAACAAAGCCAUCAGCGUCGCAGCUUGGCGAGCCCUGGCGGCUCUUCCUCGCGAGGAUGUAACCGAACAGCUGAAGGCUGCGGCUCACCGAGCCUUCUACCAGAUCGGAGGACCGCGAAGGGACAGCAGCGCGCGAACGAUCGCGUUGGACAUCAUCCUGGAGAACGAGCCUUCCGAACAAGUCCUGCGUGACUUCGUCAACUAUCUGAGCGGCAACGACCCGGCCUACGAGGUCCGCAAGUAUCUCGGUCAACGAUUGGAACAAAUCGCCGAGAAGAACGAGCGAGUCGCAGGAUACCUCGAGAACAUAUACGCGGCCGGCGAUACGAGAUUUAAUAAUUAUCACGCGCGAGCGCAGAGAGGUCUCACCACGGCCUUUACGAGAAAUUUCUUGCGCUCGCCCGAGAGCAACGGUUCCUUAGUAACCAUUCAGGAGGUGAAGUCCGGUCUGCUCAAGCGCGGCAUCGUAGACGUCGUGCUGGAGACCAACGAACAACAGCAGGCGAUGUUCUCGCUAGGAUUAUUCGCGACUGGUCUCGGCAGCUUCAUGUCUAGCCAGGAGAGUGAAGCGGAAGCUGCCGACGAUGAGGUGGCUACUGCCGGGAUGGAGAUAGACCUUCUCGGAGUCGGCGUGCGACCAUUUAUCUUCUUUUCCGGUCAGGGCGAGCUGAUGGGCCACGUCUGGUCCGGCACGGCGUCCGAGAGGACCCCUGCCUUCCAAGCUCUCGCUUCGUUGUACAAUUACAACGAGUACGUGCCAUUAGGAUCCGGCUUCGUCGCCGAGAUCGACGUUCAGGGCGCCGUAAGCUUCGACCUGGCCGGGCAGAUUCAGCUGAGUCUCUGGUCGAGGAACGCGCAGUCCCUGGUGGAAAUGGACGCCGGCGUGAUGGUCCACGGAGGCACCAGGGUGCACUCGAGCUUCGUGCAGAGCAAGGCGGAGUUCUCGAUGACUAUGGAGCCUAAACUCGAAUUGUCUACCGACGUGGAUUUUUCCGGGCCGGUCUCGCUGUGCAUGAGGCUCAGCCAGCCGAUCACGACGGUGAAGCAGCAGGUGUACAAGAUCGAGAGAAUACCCGGCAGUCGGCACAGACUGAGGAAAACGCGUCGGAUGAAGAUUCACUCGCCCGGCAGGUCUUACAAGCUCAAUCAAAAGAACAACGAGAUGUGCGCGAAAUUCGCGCUCAGUUAACGUCAGCAACGCAGCCCGAAGAUUAUUGCUCAGUAACUUUUUUUUAUACUAAGUGAUCGCGAUAUCAAACUGUUUCUUUUUACCGUUGUGAACCUCGAUAGUGUUAAGGAUUGAAUUUAAGUACGAUAAUAUAGCAGCGUAUAUACAUGUAUGAAAUCGAUGGAUAGAUUGCGGAUCGAUAGAUAACGUUACACUUGAACCUCGAUAUAAUGCUCGAAUUGAAGUUAUUCAAAUUAUAUUAAUGUGAAGCGUUAUUAUGAAGAAAUGAUAUUUAUAACAAGAUCUCGCUUUUUGUAAUGUCGCAAUUUUUAACCAUAAUUUAUUUUUUGUAUCCGUUAUUCCUAUUCAAUUUUAAUUUGAUCAACAUUAUAUACAAUAAAGAUAUUUAUUAUAUUUAGGUAUUCUCUUCUCUUCGAGCUCCAUUAUAUCGAGAUUCGACUGUAUUUAUAUUUUAUACAUUUGUACAUUCAUUUCUACAAACGUAAGCGUUUCGCUGUUAAUAAAAAAAGCAUGAAAAAAGUGUCUCUCGGCAUAACGUCCAACAUAAUAUCUAUCAGCGACAACCGCAUUCCGAGACGACCAUGUCCUCGUAGCCAUACUCAUAGGUCAAAGUACCGCUUGCGUCCAGAUAGAGGAGACUCGUGGGUGCCAACCUGGUCGGUACGCAGCAGGGUCUGCCGACAAAUUUGUUACCACCGAGAUCUUCGCUGGCUUGAAGAGCACCGUGUAUCAACGUCUGCACUAUCGCGUGCUUGGUCGGACUGAGAUGAUCGCCGAACGGGAAGGAACAUUUCCCGGAGCACUGAUAAGCCUCGUAUCCUGGUGGGGCGACCACCCACUCGUCGUAGGCGAUCAAGGCGAAGUCCACGUACAUCGGACGUCGACGGCAGCCGUUGCGACGUCGUCUACGCGGCGUCUCCGCGUCCCAGCGAUCCUGAUCCUCCGGCUGAUCCUCCGCGGAUCGACGACGGCGCUGGAUCUUGCUGUAAUUCAACAGGAGGAUCGGACUGUCGCCGUAAGGACGAUAGGUCAACCUUCCGUGAACCCGGAGUCGGACGAUCUCGCCGGUGUUCCUGCCUGCGACGGCGGAAGUGACGUCGAAGGCGCGCCAGGCGUCGUCCUUCCUCGAGCUUAGGAUCUCCUCGCUUCCGUUUCUCCUUGACGGAUCGUUCAACGAUCGCACCCGGAUUAUCGCGCCGGCUAUCCCGAGUAAUUCCGCAGCUUCCAGCGUCUCGUCGAGGUCGACCGUCGGAAUCGCGAAUUCUAGGAUCCUACCGCCGUCGCGGAGCGGACCGGAAGUGUGCACCGGCUGAAUCGCGCGGACCACAUCGGCGUCCGGACGUCGAUGGUAUAAUUGCAGCAUGUAUCUAGACAAGGUGCUUCGAUGUUUCCGACGAGUGGAUAGCUUCGUGUCGAUUCUAUUCAAAGGAGGACGAUGCGAGGUAGUCCAGGACGAUGACGAAGACAAGGAUGACGGGAUCGAUAGAUCAAAGUGGAUCAAAGCUUUCGCGCGCAUACUCCAACAGCUGAUCGAUCCGGUCUUCCAUAAACAGCAGACGGAAAAUGUACCCGCGAUUAACAACAACCAAUAAUGCCCGGUGGUGAAUCGCAUGAUAAACCCUCGAUGUAUUUAGAAGGCGGAAUGGCGAUAGAUCUUACGAGGGAAACUCCAAUAAGAUAUAAUAAAUAGAAUAUGUUGCUCCUUCAACAAAAUUUUUUUUAAGGUUUCUUUUAAUUUUUUAUAUCAUUAAACCUGGAUAAAAUCCACAGGAAUCGUAAAGAUAUGAAGAUGCAAUUAUUUCACAGAUAUUUCACUUCACGAGACUUUUUAAAAUAAACCAGAAGUUGCACGUGUA